This is a messenger RNA of Vairimorpha ceranae, 1362 nucleotides long. Its product is annotated as subtilisin-like serine protease precursor. Bases 1 to 1362 code for a protein of 453 amino acids. Gene Ontology annotation, biological process: proteolysis. NCBI's taxonomy places the organism in Eukaryota, Fungi, Microsporidia, Nosematidae. Gene Ontology annotation, molecular function: serine-type endopeptidase activity. The transcript has a single exon. The record is from RefSeq and is a predicted model, not a curated record.
AUGAAAAUUUUAUAUCUUUGUGCAAUAAUUUACUGCUUAGAAGAUUACAUUGUAUUAUUCGAGGACAGAACAAAUCUUAACAAUCUGCAAAGGAUAUUAAACCGCGAAAAUAAUCUUAUUAAGACUAAGAAACUUCUAUCUUCUAAGUCAAAAAUAAAACAUGAAUUUUUAAAUGGAUUCUAUGGUGAAAUGGAUGAAGAAACAAUAAAAAAACUAGAAAAAGAAGAAGAAAUAGCUGUCAUAGAGAAGGACAGCGUGGUAAAAAUAGCAAAUUAUAAAGUAAUGGAUAUAUUUUUAGAUGCAGGAAAUUUACACCACGAGAGAAAAGAAUCAACAAUACCAUUAGCCCUGCAAGAACGAGCACCUUGGGGAUUAAGUAGGGUUUUAGGAAAAUCAUAUGUCAAAUCAAGGCAAUACAUUUAUCCUGAAGAUGCAGGUAAAGAUGUGGAGGUGUUUGUAAUUGAUACGGGAAUAAAUGUCUUACACCCGGAUUUUCAGGGAAGGGCACGAUGGGGCGCAAACUUUGUCGGUGGUUCGUUAGACACUGAUGAUAAUGGACAUGGAACUCAUGUGGCGGGUGUAAUCGGUGGAUUUAAAUAUGGUAUAAGUAAAAAAGCGAAUAUAGUCGCCGUAAAAGUAUUAGAUGCUAAUGGUGUAGGAAUGAUUUCAAAAAUAUUAAAAGGAAUUGACUAUGUUAUCAAUGAACACGAAAAGAAAAGAGAACUGCUGUAUGACAUUGCAUCAGCCAAAUAUUUAGGAAAGAAACGUACGCCAAACUUGGAGAAGAAUCUCGAAGAGUUUAUAAAUGAAUCAAAUUUACAACCAAAAACAGUUGUAAAUAUGAGUGUAGGAGGUACAAAAUCCGUAGCACUGAAUUUCGCUCUUGAUUAUGCGGCAUCUUUAGGAAUACACUUUGCUGUUGCAGCAGGUAACGACCAACAGAAUGCAUGUUCUUACUCUCCUGGAUCGUCUAAACAUGCAGUGACGAUUGGUGCGACUGAUAUGCACGACAAAACAGCAGAUUUCAGUAAUUUCGGUAAUUGUGUAGAUUUAUAUGCACCAGGUGUAAAUAUUCUUAGUGCGUGGAAUGAUAGGAGAUGGAGAGUUGUAUCGGGGACAUCAAUGGCAUGUCCUCAUGUUGCUGGUGUUAUGGCUUUAUAUUUAGGAUUAGCAGGAUUUACACCUGAAGCACUAAAAAACAGAUUAAUUAAAGAUGCUAAAAAUGUAAUAUCUGCAGACAAUGCAAAUGAAUCGAUAUUUAAAGCUAUGUGGCCACUUAAUUGGUUUUCAGAUAAAGAAAAGCUUCCAUUAGUUUCUACAAAUAAAUUAAUUAAAAAGAUUAUCGACAAAAACAACAAAUAA